GCUGAAUCAAUUAGAAGCUAGUUUUGAAAGAUCUAUAUCCACAUUAAAUUUUAUAUAGUACUCCGUCCUCCGUACUCCGUACUUACUCUGUAUAGAGUAGCGUGAAAUAUUAAUAUUAUAUCCAUGCCAUGGGAACCGCCUCCCGGAAUUAUGAUUUCCUGUUAGCUGACAUAAGCAUCGCCAAGAUCGGCUCCGACCUUCCCAUCUUGCCCAACUCCGGUGAGAGAUAUCUAGAGAAACUCCCAAUCUAGUUAAUCUCGACGUUGCCGGGUUUGAAUUGUAUUGACUAUCGACAGCUACAUUGGGAUGCGGUCGACCCAGGUAUUGAGAGCGGCAAAGUCUGCCAAUGCUAUCCCCGUUAACCAGAAAUACACUCUUCAAUCUACCGGCGUUUGGGAACGCAUUCGUCGGUUUUUAGCCGUCGACCCUAACAGAUCAAAUGGUGUUCCAUUGAACCCUCAAUUCCGAAACCCCACCCCAGGCGCACUCGCACCACAAUCCUACGAUGACCCUGUCACGCUGCCCGCUGGCGAUAUUGCUGACAACCCAUACUGGAAACGAGAUGGACGACGAAAUUACGCCCGCCCAAGCGUACUGAGGCAGGCGGAUGUUGUAGGACUUCUUACUGUUGGAAGUGAGGCGUCUCCUAAAGCAGACGUUCUUCAGAUCGGAGACGCGGGCGCCCAGCAGCUUGUGGAAGUUAGGCAAAAAGGAGAGGCACACGGGUUAGCUGCAUUCUUCGAGAAGGAAAAGAAUGUUCAGGGUGUGCUAGACUCACAGGGACUCCCGCCUAUGGCUCCGAACUUAAACCCGGCAUCGAGGUAUGAGCUAGGCACUGAACAUGGCUAUCCGUCGAGUUAUCCAUGCCGUACUUUCGUGUAAUUUUUCCGUACCAGAGCCAGUUUAGUUUUCAUCUCAUAGAGGCAAAUGUACAGAUUUCUUUUCGUUAAGCUUAUUCUUGUGAUUUGAAUGAACAUUUCGUAUCAACUGCAAGAUACAUCUCCCUUGGGAGAUAUGUAGGUGUAGAUUCCAAUACUUAUCCGAACGUGGUGCCGGAGCCGUUUUGAUAUAGACCUCGAUUUGCCAGGAAACUAGGUUCAAAGUUCCCAUGCUUUCCAUUGGGGCUAGAGGCAUUCGAAACUAGUAGACCAAACAUAUAUUGAUUUAUGUGUCUAAAUAUCACGUAUCAGAUUACAGUCAAGAAAAGAAGAGAAUCAACUGUCAGGGUUGGAGGAGCCAUUAGAAGAACAAACUCUCUCC
Messenger RNA from Blastomyces gilchristii SLH14081, 1260 nucleotides. Its product is annotated as NADH dehydrogenase. The record is from RefSeq and is a predicted model, not a curated record. Lineage: Eukaryota; Fungi; Ascomycota; Eurotiomycetes; Onygenales; Ajellomycetaceae. The coding region runs from base 307 to 882 and encodes 191 amino acids. The transcript has 3 exons.